AUGGCUACAACCCAUACAGUUCUUACGGGCAAGGCAGAUCACAGUCCUACGGGCAGAGUGCUCAGCAGCCUGCUGGCGGCUAUGGUGGCACUGGAGGACAGCAGGGCCAUGGCGCUAACGUGGCGCCAGGGGGCUAUUCUGGAGCAGGCUCAAGUUACCAGCCGCAACAAGGCGCUUACGGUUCCGCCAGUGGCACUGGCGGAUCUGGAAGCACAUAUGGAGCUUCCGGUAGUGGCAAUACGUAUGGGUCUAGUUCAGGGCCUUACGGAGCAGCAGGCAGCACUGCUGCUCCAUAUGGCAGCAGCACCGGCGGGCCCAGCUACCCCUCAUCGUCCUCGGCGCAGCCUGGCUACGGUGCCGGAACGGGUUCGGCCCCCGCGGGCUACGCGGCCAACCCAAGUGGAAACUACGGUGCAGGCACCAACAGUAGCAACUAUCCCACAAGCGCUGGUAACUACCCGUCAGCCGCUGGAGGCUCUGCUUAUUCAGGCAGCACAUACGGCUCUGGUGGUCAGGGCGCAUAUGGGCCAGGGGGCUCAAACACUGCAGCUGCUGGUGGAACUGGUGGCAGAACCACAGCUGCGGGCGCCUAUGGCACGAACACUGGAACCAGUGCAGCCACUGGAACUGGCCCUUCCAAUACGGCUGUGGGGUCUUCUGCCGCAACAACGUAUGGGGCGUACGGAACGUCUGGUACUGGAGGCACGCAGUCUGUCCCCGGCUUAUACGGCGCAUCGUCCGCAGCAGGUACCGCGGCCCGCCCGGAGCACUUAUGGCCAGCCUGGGAGCAGUGCAACAGUUGCACAGGCAAGUUACGGAGCGCAACAUCAGGCGCAGCAGCCGUCGGCACAACAGCAGUACGGAGCAUAUGGGCAAAACACUGGAACGGGUAGCAGCAAUGUGGCCACGGCAGGCGGGCAGCAGACCAACGCCAGCACGUAUGGCGGAAGCGCGCCACGAACGUACGGGGCCGCACCAACUACAGCUGGCGGUCCCACCAGCCAAGCUGGUGGUGCCUUCGGUGCACAGCCUCCAGCGCAGACGGCGGCUUAUGGCGCGGCCACUGGCAGCAGCCAACCACCAGCUUCUGGCUACGGCACCUCCAGCACCGCGUACAGCACAAAGACUAGCCAGCCGGCCACUUAUGGUGGCGGGCCGCAGCAGGGCGCCUACGGCUCGGCGGGUCAGCAGACUACCUAUGGUACAGCGGCAGGCCAGCAGGCGGCCGGACCUGCGCCUGGUCUCGGGAGCUCUCAACCGACAAGUGUGUACGGCACAGGUGCGUCAUAUGGCCCCAGCAAUCAGCAUGGCAGCACUUUCGGCGGCGGGGGUACAGGCACGGGGAGCAACCAGCAGGCCAACAGUGCGUGGCCGGGAGGCUAUGGGUCGGCAGCGCAGCAACAACUCCCUGCCAGUGGACCUGGGGCCGGCGUGUCCAGCCAGUCGGCGCCACCUGGUCUGCAGGCGGGUGGCAGCAGCACAACGUACGGUGCAGUGCGUCAGACUGCUCCUCCCACUGGACAGCAAUCGGCGUACGGCUCCAGCUCCUAUGCAUCUACCAAGCCGCCUGCCGUCGGCAGUUCCUAUGGGGGCGGUGGCAUGGGCUCCACUGCGGGAGCGGCUUCUCCGCCAAGCCGUAGCGCGGGGCCAAGCUCCAUGCCCAUGGGUGGGGGACCGGGUGGCGGGCCUGGAUCCAUGGGUCCCGGCAGUGGUCCAGGCGGUGCCAGCGGACCUGGCCCCACGCGAUAUUAUCCGCAGGCUCCCACAGGCCCGGGGCCCAUGGGUCCGAUGGGCGGGCCGCCAGGACCGAGGGCGGGACCAAUGGGCCCCAUGGUUAUGAUAGGUGGCGGUCCUCCGGGUCCAAUACCGAUGGGCAGGCCCGGCCCUUAUGGCGGCGGCCCAGGCCCGAUGGGCGGCCCUAUGCCAAUGCGCGAUGACGAUCGAGGCCGAGGUUCAAUGGGACCCAUGGGUCGCCGCGACUACGACGACCGGGGUCCGGGCCCCAUGAGAGGUGGUCCGCCGCCGCCCCGUGACUUCAGGGAACGCGACCGCGACUUCCGCGAUCGUGAUCGCGACCGGGAACGCGAUUUUCGCGAUCGGGAUCGUGACGUGCGGGAUCGGGAGCCACGGGACCGGGAUUUCCGGGACCGAGACACCCGGGAUGCUCGGGACGCACGUCCCGAUGUUCGGGACUCGCGAGAUCGGGACCGUAGCGACCGGGACAGGGACCGUGCAGCGGCUCCCCCACCAAGGGAUCGGGAUCGAGACCGGGACAGGCGGCCGUCCCCGGCAGCACCGCCUAGACGUGAUCGGGUGCCCGAAUAUGGCGUGCGUGUGCCGCAAUACUGCCUGACCACUAUGGAGCGUGAUUACAUGGAGCUAGCACGUCGCCAUUCGCAUUUGGCCGUGCCCCCAGACUUUUCUCGUCUCGUGUGCAGCUGGGUGAGGGCGCAACCUGGGCCGGUUGACAGCCUAGGAUUCAGCCUGCUGCCGCUGGACCGCCACAUCCGCUACGACCACGAGCAGGACCUCACACGGGGCGCGGUAGCGGCCGAAUCCGCUGGGGAAGCAGGUGCUCCCGUGCACGGCGGUGUCAAGUAUGUGGCGAAGGUAGGCAGGGAGGGCCGUACGGAAGGCGGUACGGGGUCCAACUGCAGGGCGAAGAGUGGGCUAGCAUUUCGGGUCUAUCUUGGCAGUCUGACGCUUGGGGGCCAGGUGCUGCUCGUGCAGGGCCUCUCCCCUUCGCUGCGCAUGGACGUGCUGGUGGGUCCGCACCACGAGGGCGGUGCGCACCUGGUCCAUGCGCUCAAAUUUGUUGCUGCGCGCUUCAGCCGCUCGCAGCCCUCUGCUGGGGCCGAAGAGCGCGAGGGCAAGGACAAGGAGGGUGGUAAGGACAGGCAACGCGGUGUGCUGGGGGCGCUGGGUGGCACGUGGGAUCCGGAGCUGGACGGCGGUGAUCCAGAGAGCGAGGACGGCGGCCUCAUCCGCACCUGCAUCCGCCACGUCAAGAACCAGGCGGGUGUUGACCUUUCGGCGUGCGCCCACUGGCUCCGCGUCUGUGACAUCACCUACAUGCGCGCAGCCUCCUCGCCGACCUCGGGUAGCGGUGAUGCGGCAUCGGCUGGGCAGCUGUCCUCCAGCAUCUCCGACCCGCAGCUCCGUGAGGUGGUGGUCGUGUUUGCUGCCGUUCCAGACGCAUGUAUGGCGGGGCCGGACGCAUGGCCUGAGGAAGCGCGGCAGCAGCAAGCCUUCAAGCAGCAGCGGAUUGCGCUGGAGUCGGAGGCCAGGAAGAAGGAGGACGCGGCUACCGCGCGCAAGGACAAGGACGUAGUAACAGAAAAGGAGAAGACCAAGGACGAGAAGCGGGACAAGCGUGAGGAGGAGACGAACCCUGGCGCUGAGGCAAGCAAGGACAAGGAUGUGGAUGACCCUUUGAAGGGUGCAGGCAAGGAUAAAGACAAGGACAGCAACGACAACAACAAGGAAGCGGAUGGAGAUAGCAGCAAAGCGGAACCUGAGGCGGCGCCUGUCCGCGAGGUGCCGCUGCCGGAGGAGCCGGGUAUCCAGCUGCGCGGCCGCGCAAGCGGACUCACAGCUGGCGCCGGGCUGGGCGGCUACGAGCGUAUUAAGACGUUUUCCAUCAGUCUGCAUGGUCUCCUGGACUAUGACGAGACAGAUCGGGACGAGCCUACCUUUGAGCUGUCCGUGUUCACUGAAUGCUUCCAGGACAUGCUCUCGAGGGAAUAUGGCGGAACCAUUUACGCAGCACUGGUGGCCGAGAGGUCGCAGCUCACAAAUCCGCCGGCGGCCUCCGCAGUUGUGACGGCACAGGCACAUGCGCCAGUGGAAGCUGGCAACGCAGGUUCCGCAGGCAAGCGCAGCCGUGAGGAGAGCAAUGGGGCGGAGCUUGGCCAGGCCGACAGCGAAGCUCAUGAAGGGGAAAAGGACAACAAGAAGCCCCGUACCAAGGACGUCCAAAACGAUGCGAUCGGUUCUGAUGUUGCCGGGGGCGACUCGGACACUGUGAAGGAUGUGAGCGAGUCGGAGCAAGUAGCCGGGCCGUCGGCAGAAGGCCAAGCGGCAGUGGAUGCUCCUACAGAGGAAAAUCCUGAGGAAGAUAAAAAGCCUGGGGAUGCGGCCAUGGCUGAGGUGUUGGCAGCAACGGAGGACACUGCAGGCGAUGCUGGAGCGCCGCCUAAGGCUGAUGGUGCUCUCGCCGAGGAGGAGGCUGAGGAGGAGGAGGCUCCUGCGAGCAAAACAUCCAAGGGCAAGGCCAGGAGCCGAGCGGCAACGGCACGCGGUCGUGGUCGCGGCCGGGGCGCUCGUGGUGGCAAGGGCCGCAAGGGAGCCAAGCAGAUGGAGGAGGAGCCAGAAGCUGAGCAGGACGCUGCUGCAGCCGAGGUGGAAGCUGAUCCCAAGACGGAGUCGCAGCAGGAAGAGAAGGCUGAAGUGGCGCCUGACAUCAAAGCCGAGCUUGAACCCCACUCGGCUUCGGAGGCCCAAGCAGAUCCCGAGGCUGCGGUAGAGGCGGAAGUCAAGACCGAGGAGGCUGCUGCUCCAGCCGGCGACAACGGUACUGAACCUACAAAAGCGGAUGAAGAUAUGCUAGCAGCAGACCGCAAGGUGGCGGAGGCGGCCAUGAUUGAGGCGGACGUAAAGCUGGAGGAGCCGGCUAAUGGCGCCUUGGUGCCUGUAAAAGUAGAGCCCACGCCAGAGGCAGACAUGGACAUUGACAACAUCGAGGCGGCAACGCCGCCGCCACCGCCGCCACCGCCGCCGGGACCUAUAGCCCCGGCCGCGUCACCCGCUAAAGAACCCCGGGAAGGUUCUGCCAAGCCAUCCGGCCCAUCCGGGGGCCGUUCAAGCUCUCGAGACGCCAAGGAUGCAAGGGACAAAGAGCGGGAGAAGGACCGCGAGAAGGAGAAAGAACGGGAAAAGGAGAAGGAGCGCAGACAGCGCAAGAAAUAUUUGACGGAUAACAACUUGCUGCUGGCCUUCAGGUACUUCGACCGCACCGGUUGCGGAUACAUUCGCACAGACGACCUACGGCGUCUGAUGCAUAGCCUGGGUAUGGGCCUCCCGCAUCGGAUUGUGAAGGAGCUGGCACGUGGCGGCUGGGACGAGAUUGGGCCCAACUGCCGCUUUAAGGGUGACAAGCUGUACUACCGGGACCUGACGGACAAGGAGGUCAAGAUUGAGCAUG
Messenger RNA from Volvox carteri f. nagariensis, 5203 nucleotides. RefSeq lists its product as uncharacterized. The annotation marks the transcript as partial. Gene Ontology annotation, molecular function: calcium ion binding. The transcript is spliced from 17 exons. Gene Ontology annotation, cellular component: nucleus. The record is from RefSeq and is a predicted model, not a curated record. Gene Ontology annotation, biological process: regulation of DNA-templated transcription. Lineage: Eukaryota; Viridiplantae; Chlorophyta; Chlorophyceae; Chlamydomonadales; Volvocaceae.